Molecule: messenger RNA, 2726 nt
Organism: Halichondria panicea
Lineage: Eukaryota; Metazoa; Porifera; Demospongiae; Suberitida; Halichondriidae
Product: H(+)/Cl(-) exchange transporter 4-like
Exons: 17
Coding region: 114-2612 (832 amino acids)
Biological process (GO): chloride transport; transmembrane transport
Cellular component (GO): early endosome; Golgi apparatus; plasma membrane
Molecular function (GO): voltage-gated chloride channel activity
Source: RefSeq, a predicted model, not a curated record
GGAGUGGAAGCUAAUAACACCGAGCAGUGCAGUACAUACGUACAUACAGCUACUAUAUAUAACUAAGCUACAGUAGGAAGGAGAGCGCUGGGGCCAAGAAGCUGCUGUUAGUCAUGAGCCUGUCUUCACUGAGCUCGGAUGAGGAGUCAGAGAUCAUUGUGGAACGUAGCUCUGGUCCUAUCAAUGGGCCUGGGAGCAAUGGAGGCCAAAUCCAAUCAGAUGAGAGUGACGUGAGUCUGCUGGAUGGAAGGGGUGUGGUCAACAAGGCUCGUUCCCCGUCCUUCCAACCCAUCGUACACUUUGAAGGGACAGUGAGAGAACCUCACAACCCGAACUAUGACCUCCGGGACGAAUCCACCAUUAGAGAACGAUCCCACCCUAAGAGGUAUUAUGAUGACUUCCACACCAUUGACUGGGUGAGGGACCGGAACAGAGAUCGUAUGCGACACAAGCGUCUUGUCAAGGACAAGCGACUCAGUUGGAGGGGGUGGGCUAAGAGGUUCUGGGACGCUGGUUCUGGUUGGACGCUCGUGUUCCUAGUGGGGGUUAGCUCUGGGAUACUAGCUGGUAUAGUGGAUGUCUCUGCAGAGUGGAUGUCAGACCUCAAGGAAGGUUUCUGCACACACACUAGCUUCUACAACAAGGAGGCAUGCUGCUGGACCACCAAUGAGUCCAACAUGGAUGCACCAGAGACGCACUGUCAGCUGUGGAGGGAGUGGUCAGAUGUAGCCAAUGUGGCCUCUGGCACAACAGGAGCAUACGUUAUCAACUACACUAUCUACGUUGUGUUUGCUGUCUUGUUUGCUGGUCUGGCUGGUCUAUACGUCACCACUCUAGCUCCAUACGCUUCCGGGUCAGGAAUACCAGAGGUUAAGACCAUUCUGAGUGGUUUCAUCAUCCGAGGGUAUCUAGGAGCAUGGACCCUGCUCGUUAAGACCGUGGGGAUGGUGCUUGCUGUGGGGGCGGGGCUAUCACUGGGGAAGGAGGGGCCUCUUGUCCACGUGGCCUGCUGCGCUGGAAACCUCUUCACAAGGGUCUUCCCCAAGUAUUACAAGAACGAGGCCAAGAAGAGAGAGAUAUUGUCGGCGGCAGCAGCUGCUGGUGUCUCCGUGGCAUUUGGUGCUCCAGUGGGGGGUGUGCUCUUCAGCCUGGAGGAGAUUUCCUACUACUUUCCCCACAAAGUGAUGUGGCGGUCGUUCUUUGCUGCCUUGACAGCUGCGUUCACCCUCAAGCUCAUGAACCCGUACUUCUCUGGCCACCUGGUUCUAUUCUACGCUAACUACGACCACCAAUGGCAUAUCUUUGAGUUCUUCCCCUUCCUUCUUAUUGGAGUGUUUGGGGGACUGUAUGGAGCUGCCUUCAUCUGGUGCAACAUUAAGUGGUCCAAGAUUCGAAUGAAGUACUUUAAGAGCUUCCCCCUCCCACUCAUUGAGGUUCUGGCGGUGGCAGUUCUGACAGGGCUGAUCCAGUUCCCUAAUCCAUAUACCCGUACCAACGCCAGUCAGGUGAUCAGACAGCUGUUCUCACAGUGCGGCCCUCUUGACACCACCACCAUUGACCUCUGUGACUACAAUAUCUCCCAUACCGACCCGGAUGCACUGUACCACGACUCACCUGCUCUUAGUGGAGUGUGGACGGCCGUGUGGCAGCUCUUCCUGGCAAUGGUUGUCAAGGGCCUUCUCACCAUUUUCACAUAUGGCAUCAAAGUGCCAGCUGGCCUCUUCAUACCCUCCAUGUUUGUGGGGGCGUGCUUUGGGAGGAUUGUCGGUAUCUGCAUGGAGCAGCUACUUGUUGUCUACCAGGACUCUUCUUUUGUGAAGCUAUUUUGCUCGGACCAGGAGACCUGCAUCACACCAGGGCUCUAUGCUAUGAUCGGGGCAGCCGCCGCUCUCGGAGGCGUCACCAGGAUGACAGUGUCACUAGUGGUCAUCAUGUUUGAGCUGACAGGAGGACUAACGUACAUCGUGCCCAUCAUGGUGGCUGUCAUGAUCAGCAAAUGGGUUGGGGACGCCCUUCAUAAAGAUGGAAUCUACGAUGCCCACAUCCAUCUCCUUGGUUACCCGUUCCUGGACAGUAAGGAUGAGUUCACUCACAACACAGUGGUAUCUGAUGUCAUGCGUCCUCAGCAAGGUGACCCACCCCUCACUGUGAUCGACCUCUCCUUGGCAACCAUUGGGAGUCUCCGGACCACUAUUGAAGAAUCUGAGUACUUUGGGUUCCCCUGUGUCCUCAACGCUGACUCACAGCUGCUCGCCGGGUUCCUCUCGAGGAAGGACAUUCAGUUUGUGCUUGAUCAAGUGGCGAUAAGAGACGAGGGUAUCAGUGACGAGAGUCGUGUGUACUUCAUUGACUCCGCCCGUAAGAUGAACAGACAGCUGCUCGCCUUGCAAGUGCCCAGCGUCAACUUCAGGGGGCUCAUGGACCCUUCCCCGUUUCAAAUCUCCGACCAGACUCCUAUGGAGACGGUUGUUGAGAUGGUGAGGAAACUUGGCAUUCGACAAGUGCUCAUCUCACACAAGGGACGACUGUUGGGCAUUGUCACCAAGAAGGAUGUCUUGAGGCACAUGGCACAGCUGGAGAACAAGGAUCCCUCAACCAUCAGAUUCCAUUAGCUCUCUCUAUCAGACAAACACAAAUUUAGUUUAUGGCACUGCUUUAAUUAUUUAUUGGUUGCUCUAGUGAUCUCAAUCUGUUUUUAUCAUCUCAAUAGCUAAAAAUCUAAUAAA